AAAGGGGGGAGACAGAGAGGGAUUAAAAAAAAAAAAAAGGUUAAGACGCGAAGACGCAGCUUCCCACAGCUAUUUCCCAAAAGGGAGCCCGAAGCCAUCCCCCCUCCCAGUGCUCCUCGUGUUUCUAUAGUAAUUUCCAGCCAAUGAUCAGUAGGUGUCCACGUCCCAGCUUCCUCACCUCAGCAGCAAUCAGCCACACACAGCGACAGGAGAAGCGGACCGAGCUAACACUCGGCUGCUACACACAAUACACCCCGAACCGAGAGGAAACACCUAACCUUGCGUAACACUCAUUCGGCUCAGCGGCACACUGCUAAUCGCUGCCGUCGCCCCCCUUCAUUUCUGCUCUCAGUUUCUUACUUUUUGCGAAUACGGCCGUCAAUUUUUUUUAAAAAAUGAACCUUUUGUUUUGAGCGCCUACGUUGUUCCUUCACAGAUCUUGCGUCCUUUUCCCCCUUUCGUCGUUGCAGCGAUGCUCUAUAUUUGCAGACUGGCAGCGUCUGGGAUCUCUUUUCGUCAGGAAACGGCGCCAGAAAGGAUGCCCCGGAGGAUAAAGUCUUGUUUGUAACUGACCCCAGUUUGACGAAGGAGAGCACGACCCCGGACUUUGUUUGUGAAACCCCCGAACAGUUCUGGCCAUGUCGAAUAUGAACAAUGCCCUUUGUGUUGAGACCGGACAGGGCGCUGACGUCUCCCUGCUGCAGAAGGACAACCUUCAGCUGGACUCCAGUGGAUUAAACUCCGUUUUGGAUUACAAUGCGGAAAUGGAGAGGUACAGGUCCUUCGCCAACUUUUACAAAACCAACGGGGCGUUUCCGCAGGCCGCCAAGAUCGCUCGCAUCACCACGCCGAUUUUUCCCAGCGCCAGGAUCGGCGUGUCCCCGUGGAACUGCGAUAACGCCAUGCUCUGGGGAAGGAAAUCAGCGGCAUUAAACCCUAAUAGGACCGCCGUGCACCGAAACGAGUCCCAGCGGCCGGGGAAGCCUGGCCUGCCGCCAGAGGCUCUGCAAAUGGCGAAUAAUAAUUUCCUCGGCGCCUUGUCCCCCGAACACUGCAGGCCGCUGGCGGGAGAGUGCAUGGACAAGCUGAAGUGCGGCUCGGCCGAGGCGGAGAUAAUGAAUCUCCCGGACCGCGUCGGGACGUUCUCCGCCAUUCCGGCUCUGGGCGGCAUCUCGUUACCUCCCGGGGUCAUCGUCAUGACGGCGCUGCACUCCCCAGCGGCGUCGUCGGCCGUCUCCGACAGCGCCUUUCAGAUCGCCAACCUGGCGGACUGCCCGCAGAGCAGCGCGUCGGCGUCCGGCGGCAACGCGGCCGCCAAGAAGAAGAGGAAACGGUGCGGGGUGUGCGCCCCCUGCAGGCGGCUCAUCAACUGCGGCGUCUGCAGCAGCUGCCGCAACCGCAAGACCGGCCACCAGAUCUGCAAGUUUAGGAAAUGCGAGGAGCUGAAGAAAAAGCCGGGCACGUCACAUGAGCGAGCGCCAGCCAAUGGGGGUGAAGCAUUCCGGUGGUUCUUCUAGGACUCUUACCCUCCACAGCAUUACCCAGAAAGCACUUGGGGGUCUGAAGGGGCCCAAAAAUCCAGCUUCUGAGAAGGAAAAAACGAUGUAAAUGAAAACAUGGUGUUGGUUUAACUCUGUAAUUUCCUUUUUCCGUGUAAUUAAUGUACCUUUUGACAGUAUCAUAAUGUACAGUUUGGUGUCAAUAAAUGUGUUUUAGUGUUGUGACUGUACGGAGAAACAGUCAUGCUAAUGUAAAUGACACAAAAGACAAUCAAGACAAAGAAACUUAAAACGGAAAUGGCCACAGUGAUUAACAACCAAUUGCAACACAAUACACUUUAUAGAUCUGGAGCAAUAACCUUAAAAGUGACUACUGUACUCUUUUUUUUUCAUUUUAUUGAUUUAUAUUGAAAUUGUGAAGUAUAUAUUUCAGGUUGUUCCCCUUUUGCGCUAUCUAUGUGUGGCCCAUGUUUUCAACACACUGCAGGAGCAAGCCCUCUUUAAUUAACGAGCUGCUUCAUAACUGAAAAGGCACGAGAGGACAACUGCAGUGAUUCAGUUUGUUUAUUUUGUUUGCCAGUCAGCACGCUGCAGAGCAAGGCACAUUGUCUUGCAUGGCACGUCGCGGUUUUGCAGAGGAGAACAUAAUUACCCCCUUUCUCCGGUGCAAGACUUCCAGUCAAUAUAUAUUUUAUUGCACUGUCUACGUCUCGACGAGACGCUAAAAAUUGUUGAAAUACGUCAGCCAUUAAUGGAAGGAGAGACAUCGGAAGGAAAAAGCUGUAAUUAUGCUUAUUCUGGAUUAAUUAAUAAAGACUACAUGACAAACAUAAAAUAGCCGGUGGGCCCUUCAAGAAUUCUUUUGUUGUCGCUUCAAAAAAAGCUGUUGAAAUUGUAGGUAGAAAUACCACUAUUUCUUUUUACACUCUAAUUUAGCAUUUAAUAUGGUAUAAUGGAUUGUAAUUUCCCUCAUGCACAGAUGUACAUGAUUUGAAGAAAUGUGUUGAAGAAAAAAGUUAAGUACACAUUCCAAAUCAAUUAUUCAAUAAGUUACUCAUUGUCUUAACCCUAAUGUUGCAUGUAUAAAUGUGUUUUGGUUUUAAAGAUUAUCAAGAAUUUGUAUAUUGUUGUUGUGAUGCUUUUAUGUGUUAAAUAAAAAAAAGAAAGCUAAAAAAAAGUCAUUUGAUGUGAAUUAAUAAUGGAAAUAAAUUUUUACUCUCACAUGUACAAUUAAACAUUGACUAUGAUUAC
Messenger RNA from Anguilla anguilla (European eel), 2750 nucleotides. RefSeq names its product CXXC-type zinc finger protein 4-like. The record is from RefSeq and is a predicted model, not a curated record. Gene Ontology annotation, cellular component: nucleus. Lineage: Eukaryota; Metazoa; Chordata; Actinopteri; Anguilliformes; Anguillidae. Bases 639 to 1517 code for a protein of 292 amino acids. Gene Ontology annotation, molecular function: methyl-CpG binding; zinc ion binding. The transcript is spliced from 3 exons.